Molecule: messenger RNA, 5870 nt
Organism: Nycticebus coucang (slow loris)
Lineage: Eukaryota; Metazoa; Chordata; Mammalia; Primates; Lorisidae
Gene: E2F7
Product: E2F transcription factor 7
Exons: 14
Coding region: 272-3004 (910 amino acids)
Biological process (GO): regulation of transcription by RNA polymerase II
Cellular component (GO): RNA polymerase II transcription regulator complex
Molecular function (GO): RNA polymerase II cis-regulatory region sequence-specific DNA binding; DNA-binding transcription factor activity, RNA polymerase II-specific
Source: RefSeq, a predicted model, not a curated record
AGCCUGGGUCCCCGGCAAGAAUUGGCUCCCGGGCUCAAGGUUUCCAGUCUCAAGGCGCCAGAGGAGGUGUUUUAGCGGGGACUGGGAUACAGGCUGGAGUCGCGCUCUGGGGUUCAGAGCGCUGGCGCUACCCGGGCGCUAUCUGGUCUCCGCCAGUACAGGGCACUUGGCGCGGGUAUCUGCGCGCCACGCUCUCCCCUACCGAUGUCGCCGCCCAGCUGCUGAUCGCCGCACCCCCUUCCUGCAUCGGUGUGGGGCUGAGGAGGUCCGGAUGGAGGCGGGAAGCCUCCUUCGCAAAACCGGAAUGGAGGUAAAUUGCUUAACACUAAAAGAUCUGAUCAACCCCAGGCAGUCAAGACCAGCUUUUGCAAUUGAAGAGGGAGAACAUGCACAAAAGGAAAAUAUAUUUGUUGAUCGAUUGAGGAUGGCCCCAAAGACGCCAAUAAAAAAUGAACCAAUUGAUUUAUCGAAGCAAAAAAUCUUCACUCCAGAGAGAAAUCCCAUUACUCCAGUGAAACAUGCAGACAGACAGCAGGCAGAGCCGUGGACACCCACAGCUAACCUGAAGAUGCUCAUCAGCGCUGCCAGCCCAGACAUCAGGGACCGGGAGAAGAAAAAGGGACUCUUCAGACCCAUCGAAAAUAAGGACGAUGCGUUUACAGACUCUCUACAGCUUGAUGUUGUUGGGGACAGCACUGUGGACGAAUUUGAAAAGCAGAGGCCAAGCAGAAAACAGAAAAGUUUAGGCCUCCUGUGCCAGAAGUUUCUAGCUCGCUAUCCCAGUUAUCCCUUGUCGACUGAGAAAACUACCAUCUCCCUGGAUGAAGUUGCUGUCAGUCUGGGUGUGGAAAGGAGGCGUAUCUAUGACAUUGUGAAUGUGCUGGAAUCACUGCAUCUGGUCAGCCGGGUGGCCAAGAAUCAGUAUGGCUGGCAUGGACGGCACAGCCUGCCAAAAACCUUGAGGAAUCUCCAGAGACUAGGAGAGGAGCAGAAAUAUGAAGAGCAGAUGGCAUACCUCCAGCAGAAAGAGCUAGAUCUGAUGGAUUACAAAUUUGGAGAACGGAAAAAAGAUGGCUACCCAGAGGCCCAAGACCCACAGUUACUGGAUUUCUCUGAACCCGACUAUACCUCUUCAUCAGCACACAGUAGAAAAGACAAGUCUCUGAGAAUUAUGAGCCAGAAGUUUGUCAUGCUGUUCCUCGUAUCUAAAACCAAGAUCGUUACUCUGGAUGUGGCAGCCAAAAUACUGAUCGAAGAAGGCCAAGAUACCCCAGACCACAGUAAAUUUAAAACCAAGGUACGACGCCUCUAUGAUAUAGCUAAUGUUCUGACCAGCUUGGCUCUGAUAAAGAAAGUGCAUGUGACAGAGGAACGUGGCCGGAAACCAGCCUUCAAGUGGAUCGGGCCUGUGGACUUCAGCUCCAGCGAUGAAGAACGAGUGGAUGUUUCUGCAUCUGUCUUACCAGAAUUGAAAAGAGAAACAUAUGGUCAGAUUCAAGUCUGUACAAAACAGAAGCUGGCUCGUCAUGGCUCUUUUAACACAGUUCAGGCUUCUGGGAGGAAUCAGAGGAAAGUAAACUCAGAACCCAGCAGCCCAUGCAGAGAAGAACAAGGAUCAAGGUGCUACUCUUUAAAAAUUGGAAGCCUAGCCGCUGUCUACAGACAGAAAAUAGAAGACAAUUCCUGGGGGGAAGCCUCGGACAGUAAGAAAGUGGGGCCUCCAUCAAGCAGCUUGGACCCUGUUGUUCCUUUCCCUAUCGACCCUGAAUACAGUGUUAAUCCUUUAGCCCACCCAGUAUUUUCGGUUGCUCAGCUGGACCUGCAGACAUUCUCGGGGCAGAACAGCCUGAAUGGACAAGUAGAUGUCUCAGUCACGUCUGUAGCCUCUGCUGUGGAGAGCUUGAAGCCAGCGCUGCUUGCCAGCCAGCCCUUCCUGUGUGUGCCCGCCACCUCGCUGUUCAUGCUGUACAGGGCCCUGCAGGAGGGGCCGUGCCCAGGGUCAGGGCCAGAAAAGGAUGACAGAAUUUCCGAAGCCCCAGGUGCAGGAGAGCUGUUGUCUGCACCCCCCGCUCAGAAGCGCCUCUGUGAGAAGAAGUCAGAGGAGGAGCCAGCAACAAAAAGACAAAGUAGGGAACAGGAAGACAGCCCCCUGUCACUCAUCAUGCUCAAGACACCCUCAGAUUCCACAGACUUUGCCUCUCCCAGGACUCUGAGUGGCUGGGCAUUCACACCCCUCGAAGACAUUCAUGGGAACGGCCAGCUCCUUGCUUCAGAGGAGGCUUCAGGAAAGACUACUGCAAACUGCUUUGCUUCCUCUGAGUGGGGAGAUCCUUCAGGAAAUGCACAUGUAGAAAAGCCUUCCAAAGAAAAUGAAGGCACCAAAGAGUCCUCUUUGUUGCAAUAUUUGCCUGUGCAGCCUCCAGCCGGAUUAAAUGGCUUUAACGUGGUUUUCCCUGGCUGUCAGACCCCACACGCUGGGGGCCCGCCCACGGGUCAGCUGCCGCCCUUCGGUGUUCCCUGCAUGGUCUUGCCGUCUCCAACUCCGGGCCCUUUUCCUGUGCUCUGUUCUCCCGCAGUGCCUGGAGCUCCUGGUGCUCUUGCAAACGCAGGACCUAUGAAUUUCAGCUUGCCUGGCCUUGGAUCAACAGCUCAUCUCGUCCUCAGCCCUGUAGGCAUGGUUAAUCCAAAGUCAUCCACACUCCCUUCUGCAGACCCUCAGCUUCAGGGUCAGCCCUCACUUAACCUGAGUCCGGUUAUGUCAAGGUCACACAAUGUCAUCCAACCUGAGUCCCCCAUUUAUGUGGGACAUCCAGUCUCAGUCAUCCAAUUACAAAAGUCUCCAGUUCCAGUGACCCCCAAGAGCAUCCGACACACACAGCGUGAGACAUUUUUCAAAACACCUGGCAGCCUGGGAGACCCUGUCCUUAGAAGAGAAAAGAAUCCGUCACGAAACGCCAGUUCGGCUCAGAGGAGACUGGAGAUCUCCGGCAGCGGGGCUGACUGACCUCCGCCCCGGGUGGUGGACUCAAACCUUCUGACUCUUUCCCUGUGUUCCAGGCGACGUCCUAAGCAGGACGCGAACUGUCCAGUAGUGAGGACACGUCCUUUCUCUCGCUUUCAUCAACUGGUUCUGUUAACUUCCCACCAUCAUGAAUCAUUCUAUUUUCCUGAAGGUAAUUGUUAUUAAUUAUGCAUUUAAUACAGUUAGAAUUCGGACCGUCCGCGUGGUGUCACAGUGAAAGCACCGGCUGACUUUUGUGGUUUUGAUUCAAGAAUCAUCUUCUGGCUAGAAGUAGAUCUGCACAGGCUGCCGGAGCCUUGUGGUUUUUCUACGGGGGUGUUGGCUAGCACUUAGCGAGGGUAAGCGUUCUUCACCUGCAAUUCCACUUGCCCUGAGUCAAUCUGUGGUGAGAUAAACUUCCUUCCUGCAGUUUAAAAAAGCUACUGCUUCCUUCGGCUUCGUCCUGAAGCCACCUUCAGUUGUGAAUCCUAUGGUAUUAUUUAUUUUGUUCCUGAAAUGGGAUUUAGUGCAAAAAGUUUACAACUACAGCCUAACUCAUUUUUUUCAGGGUGUGACGACUUGAAUGUUUGUACUUUUUCCCUAUAAUUUGCCCUGCACUUAAAUUCUGCAACCUAGUUAUAAUGUGGAUAAAUGUAUAUACAUGACAGAUAUCAAGACCAAAAUAACUGUGAAUACCACACCUUGCUGUAAAUGAACUGUGCCAACCCUGUCUGUGGGCAUGAAAAUAAGAUGAACUCUAGCAGCCUGACCGCUGAUUCUCAAAUAACUGUGUGGACACGGAGGUUUUACUGUUUAUUUCUAAAAAUCCUACUGUGUUCAAUUCCCUUCACUACAUGCCCUGUGUUUUUUAUUUAAAUAUUAACUGUAGAGUAUCAGGUAUGGCUGCCUUCUAACAAUUGCUAUUUGUAAAAUGAAUCAGGAUGGUAGGUUACAUGGAGAAUCAGAACCUGGAUGAGACCUUUUCGUUGAUUUCUGAAGAGUAGAAAUGGAUAGAGGGCUAUUGGUGAUUCUUUUCUCUUUUUCUUUUACUUCUUUAUGUUAUGAAGGGUAAAAGGGAAAAUGGACACAUUAUGUUCCAUAUCCAAGAAUAUUUCAAACCAUAGUUAGAUGGUACUUCUGAAAAAUGGUAACAGUGAGUGCAGGAGUUCCUUGUUCUAACAUGAAUACAGUUCUAGAAGCUGUGUUGUUAAACCACACGGGGGUGGAGAACCUAAGGCCUCAAGGCCACGUGUGGCCUCCAGAUCCCCACAGGUGACCCCGCGACUGAAUCCAAACAUCACAGAAUGAAUCCCUUUGUUAAAAAAGUUUGUUCUGCAAAAUUUGGCCGCAUUCAAGGAUCCAGAAGGCCACAUAUUGGCCUCAAGGACACAGGUUCCCCAUCCCUGCAGAGUUCAUUAAGUAGCCAGACUAGUUUUUUGUAUUCCAACCUAUAUUACUUCAGAGUAAAUAACUCCCUUCCUGCCCGCCUGCCUUCAUUCCUUUAUCUUUUCUUCCUCUCUUUCAAAACUUCUAUCUAGAUUUAGAAUCUCGAUGUAGGAUUUUAUUUUAUUUUUAUUUUUUGGACCCAAUAAAUUGCUUUAUGAAAGAAUAAAAAUAUUAAUUUAAGAGACUCUGGGAGUCUGAGUAAAGUAGCUUUAUAUUAACUACAGGAUAAUAUUAGCCUUAUUGUCCCUAUAAGAUUUUUUAAAACUUGAGGUAGGUAGCCAGAUUAAGUAAACUUGCUACUUACAAAAAUUUUUUAUCAACACUAAACUUUUAAAGUUUACAAGAUUGUAUUUUUUCCCUUUUUAACUAUCUUCUCUAGAGUUAGAUGAAAAAUGGAGUUCCAGCUGUCAACAAUUGCAUGGUAAUGAUUACUCUGAAAUAAUACUGAUAGGCUUCCUAUCAAAACAACUAAAAAUAUGCCUUUUUCAGGUAAAUUACAGGAUAUGCAACAUGUAAAUCUGUGCAGGGUAUGUCCGUUUUAAAUCUGCCAUGCUAAGAACUUACACAGAAUAUUUUCACUGAGAGGUCUGCGUUUAGAUGGAAACACAAGCUGGGUUUCUCUUCACUUUUCCUGGAUGUCAUCCACUUAUUUUAACUUCUUCCAUUAUUAUUAUUCUGCUCACAGUUUGACCUUAUUAACCUCAAAGAAUUCCUGGUUCUUGAGGGGUAUUAAGCAAUCCCAUAAAUGAGAAUAUUAUGAUUUAGUUACUACACCUAGCAAUAGAAAACCAAGGACAAGUUACUUUUGUAUUCAAUACCCACUUGUUCAUAAGGCUUUAAGAUAUAUAAAAAUAAAACAAUGCAGCGGUUGUUUCUGUCUUACAGAACAGCGGAUGGUAGUGAAGCUGCUGGCUAGAUUUGGUAGUUCGGGGUAAUGAAGAAGCAAUGGCAAUCUUGAGUCUAUUGUAUAAUUUAAUAGGAGGGAAAAAAAUAAUCGUUGGUGAUCCUGCUAAGAAAAUGCAGCUUGGCGUCGGCACUGAGGGUGUGUGCGCCCUACACGGUCGGGGUUUGUGAAACCCUUCCAUUCUGGUACAAGAGUUGGGGGUACAACUUUUAUACUUGAAUCUACCUACCAAGUUUACAUUUCUCAAUUCCUUUUUGUUCGGUGCUAUUUCUGUGUUUAAAUAACUUUUUUUAAACGUAAAGCUGCUUUCCACUUAUCUUAUUAUUGCACUGCUAGAUUUAUGUAGGUAUUAAUUUUAUUACUGCUUGCUGCUUUGUUUCCAUUCAUUUAGCUGUGCUCUUUUUCCUAAUGGCUAUGUUAUCUAUAGCUAUCUGCUUGUAACUUUCUACAUGUGAGUUGAUUUCUUUUUCUUUUAGAAAAAUAUUAAGCUUUAUAAAACAGCAAUAAAAAUUCAUUUAA